AUGACUCUACAUUACUGGAUCAUCUCCUUGAUCUUAGCUCAUAGUGUAAACUAUAAAGCAUUGAACUCUUACUUUCUUAGUGUGGAUUGGCUCACCUUGUUUGACAACUUCACAUCAGCUAGUGAUGUCUACAAAAGAUUUUGUGAGCAAUUAUACAUGGCCUUCUCUCCUUUUUUCAAGUUCAAAACUCCUCAAACGAUACGCACGGCAUAUCCUUACAUAAAGAACGAAAGAUUAUUUCUAUCUCUUAACCGUCCAUUGGAAAAUAACCUCUACAGAAAGGUGUGUCGGGACCUUGACGGCCAUGUAAAGCUUCUUGCCAAUCGUGAACAUCGUCUUACAAGAGGGUCAAAUUUGAAAACGGCUUUUCCACUAUAUUAG
Messenger RNA from Cooperia oncophora, 381 nucleotides. The record is from the annotation of a GenBank genome assembly. NCBI's taxonomy places the organism in Eukaryota, Metazoa, Nematoda, Chromadorea, Rhabditida, Trichostrongylidae.